Camellia sinensis is the source of this 1188-nucleotide messenger RNA. Lineage: Eukaryota; Viridiplantae; Streptophyta; Magnoliopsida; Ericales; Theaceae. The record is from RefSeq and is a predicted model, not a curated record.
AUGUGCCAUUUAUGUGUGGAGGCUGCAAUUCAAAAUAUCCAACAACUAUGUCAAUCUGAUAAUCGGGCAAUCAUAUGGUACGAUGAGUGCAUGUUACGAUACUCUGAUGCUAACUUCUUUGGAACUGCAGAAAUAGAUCCACUAGUUUUGAUGUAUAAUACCCUUAAUAUUAGUUCACCCAAUGAUACAAACGUUGACACACUUGUUUUAAUGCACGGUCUGGCAUCAGAGGCUGGGACGGAGCCGAUGAUGUAUUAUGCACAUAAAGAAUUACCUGCAACUAAUGUUGCACCGAAGAACGUAUCUCGGAUGGUGCAGUGUAGUAAAGAUAUAAGUGGUGACGAAUGUAAAAAUAACUGUUUGGGGAAGCUGAUUAAGUAUGCCGAGACAUGUUGCCAAUCGAAGAGCGGGUGGCGUAUAUUGGCACCCAGUUGUAAUGUGAGGUAUGAGGAGUAUUUUUUCCUUACGCCAUCCGUGCCUCCACCGGUGCCUCCGCCCGUGCCUCCACCUGCGCCUACUACUACAAGCAAAGUUCUUCAAGGGAUGAGCCAAGAAAUUUUGUUAAACAAAUUGGAAUCUCAAACAAGGAAGCUAUUCAUGGUGAAUGGGUUGGAAGUUCAGGAUGAAGAUGACAGCAGAGAUAUGCAUUACUUCGACCUAAAUACUUUACAGAAUGCUACAAACAAUUUCUCUGAAGCAAAUAAGCUUGGAGAAGGUGGUUUUGGUCCUGUCUACAAGGGAAAGCUUCAUGAUGGGAAAGAAAUAGCUGUUAAAAGAUUAUCAAGCAACUCUGGGCAAGGUCUUGAAGAGUUCAGGACUGAAGUCAAGUUGAUGGUAAAACUUCAACACAGAAAUCUUGUGAGACUCUUAGGUUGCUGCAUUGAGAAAGAUGAAAAGCUUCUAGUCUAUGAGUAUAUGGCCAACAUUAGUCUUGAUGCCUUCCUCUUCGAUUCUACAAAAUGUAAGGAACUAGACUGGGCUAAGCAAGAAAAUAUAGUCACUGGAAUAGCUAAGGGACUUUUGUAUCUGCACGAGGACUAUCGGCUCAAAAUCAUCCAUAGAGACAUGAAAGCUAGCAAUGUUUUAUUGGACGAUGAGCUGAACCCAAAUAUAUCAGAUUUUGGCACCGCCAGGAUAUCUUAUGGUAACCAAAUUGAAGCCAGCACCAACAAAAUUGUGGGUACAUAG